Messenger RNA from Indicator indicator, 2418 nucleotides. RefSeq names its product oocyte zinc finger protein XlCOF6-like. Gene Ontology annotation, molecular function: RNA polymerase II cis-regulatory region sequence-specific DNA binding; DNA-binding transcription factor activity, RNA polymerase II-specific. Gene Ontology annotation, biological process: regulation of transcription by RNA polymerase II. The transcript is spliced from 4 exons. The record is from RefSeq and is a predicted model, not a curated record. Bases 1 to 2418 code for a protein of 805 amino acids. NCBI's taxonomy places the organism in Eukaryota, Metazoa, Chordata, Aves, Piciformes, Indicatoridae.
AUGCCAUUGGCCGGGAGGAAAGACAAGGGCGGGGCGAAUGCAGAGCGUGGUCGGGAUCAUGGUAAUGAGGGAUGCGAGGCAUGCCGGGAUGCCGUGCGCAGGGGCACACCGGCGGGGAUUGAAUGGAGCUCGGUGGCCGCGAGUCCGACCGGGGCCGUGCGGGACGGGCGGGGAACGGAGGCCGGAGGCGGCUGCGGGCGGCACGGCCGUGACCGUGGCCUCAGGGAGCCCCGCGGGGCAUGGGUGUGUGUGGGCGGCAUAAAUCGGGAUCGCUUCUCGGCCUUUUGGCUAAAAUCAAGUGUAAUAUUUGUUCUUAUCAGUUUAAUAUCUGAUACGUCCUGGAUUAGAGGAUUUUCCAUUAAACGGAUUUUUCGGCGCUGGAGUUGGAUCCGGAGCUUGCUUCCCUCCGCUCCGCGCAUCGUCUUGACUCUUCCCCGCUGCGCUGCCGCCGCCCUCAGCGCUCCCCGGCCCCCUCAGCCCCUCCCGCCCCGCCGCAGCUCACGAGCCGGCAGCUGCCGCUCGCCCGCCAGCACCUCCGGCACUUCUCCCGCGCUCCGCAACUGCUGCCGCUCCCCACGGGGCAGGAACAAUGGCGGCCGCGGCCGGCAGUGGCAGCUCCUCGCUGUGCCUCGGCAGCGCCCAGGGGGAGGAGCUGCCGCGCUGCCGGCGCCUCUGAUUGGCUCUGUCUGCCCAGGCGUGGGCGGGACUUCCUAUUCCGGACCCAGCUCUGGGCGUCCGCUCGGCUCCUGCGAGGCCACCGUCUGCGGAGGGUCCGGUCCAGGGUCUCCCUCCCAGCGCUGUGUGGUCGGCAGGAGCCUGCCGGGGCCGGCGGUCAGCAGCUUCCUGUGCGCUGAGCUCUUGGUCGUCCUCCUGCUCUGCGUCCCCUUUGUGCCGGCUGCAGGUGGGGCCACAGCAGUGACCUCUUCCCCCACCAGCAUGGCCUUACAGAAGGAUCCAGAGAACAGCUGGGAUGAGAACUACCCCGAGAACAAGAUGAAGGAGCAGAAGUGUAGCCCAAAGGGAGAGGAUGAGAAGAUGGAGAAUAGAGAGGAGAAUGAUGACUAUGAUAAUGAUUUGUAUGAGGAGGAAGAUGAGGAUGAAGCUGAGCAGCUGGAUCAGUGCCCUGAGUGUGGGCAGAGCUUCUCAGCUGUCUCUGAGUUGAUGAAGCAUCACUGCCCCCGCCCUGGCUCCUGGCCCUUCAUCUGUGGUGACUGUGGCAAGAGGUUCAGCAGGAACAAUGACCUCAUACAGCACUGCCUCACCCACACCAGUGUGAAGUCGUUCACCUGCAGGGACUGCGGGAAGAACUUCAAAACCAGCUCUACCCUCACCAUCCACCGCCGCAUCCACACUGGAGAGAAGCUGUUCCCCUGUGCUGAGUGCGGCAAGAGCUUCACCACGAGCACUUUAUUCAUCCAGCACCAACUCAUCCACAGCGGUGAAAAGCCCUACAGCUGUGCCCACUGUGGGAAGAGCUUCACACUCAGCUCCACCCUCACCAAGCACCAUCGUGUGCACACUGGUGAGAAGCCUUUCACCUGUGCAGACUGUGGCAAGAGCUUCACAGAGAGCUCAAACCUCACACGGCACCGUCGUGUGCAUACUGGGGAGAAGCCUUUCACCUGUGCUGACUGUGGCAACAGCUUCAAACACAGCUCUACCCUCAGCAUUCACCGCCGCAUCCACACUGGAGAGAAACUCUUCCCCUGUGCUGAAUGUGGCAAGAGCUUCACCACGAGCACUUUAUUUAUCCAGCACCAACUCAUCCACAGUGGUGACAAACUGUACAGGUGUGCCCACUGCAGCAAGAGCUUCACCUGCAGCUCCUAUCUCACCAAGCAUUGUCGUGUGCACAUUGGUGAGAAGCCUUUCACCUGUGCUGACUGCGGCAAGAGGUUCAAACAUAUCUCCACACUCACCAUCCACCGUCGCAUCCACACCGGAGAGAAGCUGUUCCCCUGUGCUGAGUGUGGCAAGAGCUUCACCACGAGCACUUUGUUUAUCCAGCACCAACUCAUCCACAGCGGUGACAAACCCUACAGCUGUGCCCACUGCGGCAAGAGCUUCACACAGAGCUCCAACCUCACCCAGCACCGUCAUGUGCACACUGGUGAGAAGCCUUUCACCUGUGCUGACUGUGGCAAGAGCUUCACCUGCAGAUCCUAUCUCACACAGCACCGUCUUGUGCACACUGCUGAGAAGCCUUUCACCUGUGCUGACUGUGGAAAGAGCUUCACCCGCAGCUCCACCCUCACAAAGCACCGUCGUGUGCACACUGGUGAGAAGCCUUUCACCUGUGCUGACUGCAGCGAGAGCUUCAGCAGCAUCUCCAAUCUUACCAAGCAUCGCCGCAGUCACAUGAGUGAGCAGCCCACACUGUCGGGGAGGCACAAAUCGAUCCAUCCAGUGUCGGGUUAA